Molecule: messenger RNA, 742 nt
Organism: Hevea brasiliensis (rubber tree)
Lineage: Eukaryota; Viridiplantae; Streptophyta; Magnoliopsida; Malpighiales; Euphorbiaceae
Product: 60S ribosomal protein L30
Exons: 5
Coding region: 123-461 (112 amino acids)
Cellular component (GO): cytosolic large ribosomal subunit
Molecular function (GO): structural constituent of ribosome; RNA binding
Source: RefSeq, a predicted model, not a curated record
AACCCUAGCUUGGGGGCUGGCCUCUAUAAAUUCCAUCUUUUGAUGAAAUUAGGGUUUCUUUUCUGUAGCGAUUGAACGUUUGUCUCCUCUGGAUUCUCUCGUGAAAGCACCCAACAGCGAUCAUGGUGGCCGCCAAGAAGACCAAGAAGACUCAUGAGAGUAUCAACAACAGGCUGGCUUUGGUUAUGAAGAGUGGGAGAUACACUUUGGGUUACAAGACUGUACUCAAAUCUCUCAGGAACUCUAAAGGGAAGCUGGUCAUCAUUGCUAACAACUGUCCUCCCCUUAGGAAGUCUGAGAUAGAGUACUAUGCAAUGUUGGCAAAAGUUGGAGUUCACCACUACAAUGGCAACAAUGUAGACUUGGGUACUGCUUGUGGCAAAUAUUUCAGAGUGUGCUGCCUCAGCAUUAUUGAUCCAGGUGAUUCUGAUAUCAUCAAGAGCAUGCCUAGUGACCACUGAUUAGGCCAUGAGGAAUAGCAUUUCUCCCUAGGUUUUGGUCAUUUUUCUCCUUGCUGGGGUUGGGUUGGGUUGGGAUGUGGGUUUUCAAUUGCAAACUAUGAUAUUGUUAAGCAAUUUUGUGUGGAACUUGUUGAGCUCCUAUUGAUAGCCAUUUUAGUAAAUUUUAAUUAAUUGAAAUGAUGACGUAAAAUGAAUUUUCUGGUGAUAAGAUGUUGAGUAAAACUUCAUUCAAUUAUCUUAUUUGCAUCUGCUGUGCUAGGUGAAUAAAGUUUCCUUUGAUA